CUUUUCCCCACGUCCAAUCAUUGCCCACCAGCGUUGCACAGACGCAAGUCACUUCAAACAACCGUGUCCUACAAGUGCCUCGCUGCCUCUUCUGACACGUUUGCAAGCCGAGUCCACUCGCAGUCACACCCAUACUCAAGCAAAGUACCACUAAAGCCCUUUCAAAUUCCGAAAGGUGGCAAAGUAAUAACAGUGCCAAAUACCGAGUGCUCUUUCAUUCUCUGAAGCUUAAACAACAAGGUCCAUGUUUAUGUUGUUGUUGUUGAUUUUUGUAAAAAGAAAACAACAUUUACUUUUUGAUAAAACUGAGGUUUUUUCUUUAUUCUUUGGUAUAUUCCAGAGUCAACUUUACUGCCUUUCCCUUCUGUUUAAUUAAGGUGUCAUUCUCUGAUGGUUGACUCAAGGAUAUGCCAGCAUUUGAUGGAUAGUGAUAUUAAAAGUCAGGUUUCUUCAAAAGGGUUUUGUGGUGGAUCAUAUUGCAAAGGAAAAUAGAAGAAUCUUGCAGGAUCCACACUGCUGCUCUGCUUGUGCAAGUUUUAAGUUUUCAUGGAGUACAAAUCAGAUGAAACUUCUUAUGGUGGCUGUUCUUUGAAUGCACCAGAUAAGAUUGAAAAUGCAAUAAAGAAUGAAGUAUCUGAAUUAAAUCGGUGUGAGAUGGAUGGAAAAGAUAUUCAAAAUCCGGUUUUAAGUCCUCCUGGAGAUCUUGUACAAGUUAACUUGGCUGAUGGGAAAGUUGUAGAAAAUGUUGUGAGAGAUGCACCUCUAGAGGAGAUGGAGAUUUCUGGGGAAAUUAACAUGGAGGCCUACAUUACAACUGAUGAUGUUAUGCGGGCUGGAGGCUUUGGUGCUAGAGAUGAUAUAGGUUGCUUUCUUCCUGUUGCUAGUGAUUUUACCGACUUUGAAGCUACUAUCCGUGAUGCCCGAGACUAUGAAGAACCACAGGGGGAGAUAUGCAGAUCAGGUCUUGGAUGGACAGAAGGUACGAAAGCAGAGUAGCUUUGUUGUUACCACUAUGUUCAAGUUGUUGCAUUUGACUUUAUCAUACUCCGUAGGAUUAUGUGGUAUGCUCACAUUUUAGUGUAUGAUCUGGGUUUAUUUUAUAGAGAAAUUUCAUCUUUCUGUUAGCA
Quercus lobata is the source of this 1127-nucleotide messenger RNA. RefSeq lists its product as uncharacterized. Lineage: Eukaryota; Viridiplantae; Streptophyta; Magnoliopsida; Fagales; Fagaceae. The transcript has 4 exons. Bases 547 to 996 code for a protein of 149 amino acids. The record is from RefSeq and is a predicted model, not a curated record.